Adelges cooleyi (spruce gall adelgid) is the source of this 1838-nucleotide messenger RNA. RefSeq lists its product as uncharacterized. The record is from RefSeq and is a predicted model, not a curated record. The transcript is spliced from 2 exons. The coding region runs from base 94 to 1473 and encodes 459 amino acids. NCBI's taxonomy places the organism in Eukaryota, Metazoa, Arthropoda, Insecta, Hemiptera, Adelgidae.
ACCGCUUGCGAGUAUAACAGGAUAGUACUAGUUUUACUAAAUUGCACAAAAGACUUGUAUUUUACUAAUGUAUAAGUAGUAAUAAAAAAAACUAUGAUUGCAAACCUUUGUGAAUUUUUGUUCUGUUGUUUUGCUAUAACAUCAAAUAUAAAAAUAAUCGAAUCAGCAGGUAACCAAAUUGCUCCUUUGCGAUUAUACACUCAUACAACUGGUCCAAGCUAUGUACAAACCAUAAAGAAUUUGAAAACAUUUAACAACCAUCCAGUUAGUAUUACAUACGAAGACGUAGCACUUCUGACAGCCGGUUAUUUAGAAACUUUUUUAGAUUACCAAUUAAAAUUAAAAAGCCGUGAAAAAUUAGAGAAAAAAGCUAAAGACAUCACAUGUAGUUUUUCAUUAAUUGCAAAAUCAAAAUUAUUUUUCUUGAAGGACUUAUUUGUAAAGCUAGAAAAUGGAGAGCCUUUUAUUAAUGUCGAGGAAACUAUAAAACGUCUUAAAGAAGAAGCCGGACUUAUACUACAAUUAUUAGUGUGGGGAAAUUUAGAAACAGGAAAAAGGCUUUGGAGUUAUUAUUUAAAAAUUAUUGCAAUCAGCCAAUACGAAGGUAACAAACGUUUCAUCCAGGAAAACCCAUUCGAAGAUCAACAACUCCAAACCGGCUUUUCAGUCUUUAUAGAAAAAUGUAUAGCUGACGAUUACCUACCUAAGAAUACAAUAGAAUUUGAUUUGGUUUUGAAAAAGCCAGAGAUAUACGAAAAAAUGUUUUGUGAUCUUCGGAAAUCCAGAUGGGGUAAAGAUGUGUUAAGGGGCCAAUUUUUGGUCACGACAGACUUUUUAUAUCUUAAAUCAUUUUGGGAUGACGCAAAUGAAAUAUUGUUCAGACAUAUAGUCGGAGUCAAUGUCGAUUGGAGUAAUGUAAAACAACGUCAUGAACUCGAAACAGCUAUUACCAGAGAAUUUGUAGAAAAUCGCACUUGGAUUAAAAAUCCGUACGGCCGACUCGACCACCAACAUAUGGUAAUCAAAAUUAUCAGUGCCAGAUUUUAUUGUUUCUUUUCGGUUGUUCUGCAUAUUUAUGAAAAACAGUUUUCCAGACUGCGCGAAGAGAUGAUGAUAGACACCAGAGAUCGUAUAAAUAAUGUAAUCAAAGACGCAUUGAUUUUAAUGUCGUAUAAAGAUGAUUUUCUUUUGAAUAUUAUAUCAGAAUUUAAGUUUGGAAUAAUAAACGAAAUCAACGACAUAAAAGACAUUUUAGCAAGUGUGUGGAAAAAGGCCAACGAGAUCCUAAACGAUUUAAAUGGUGUUAGCGCAAACAAAAUCGAUUGGCUUAGUUUCAACGUUAACGAAGGCCAACUGUCUAACACAGAUUUGAUAAUAAGAAUCCUUAAUGAUUUUUAUGAUUAUUUAAAUGAAUUAACAGUCUUGCCGUUUAAAUAUAAAGUGUUUUUGCAUUUUAUAGAUGUAGUUACAUAGUCGGCUGCUCAAUGUAUUUAAAAUUUUAAAUUAUGAACUCAAUGUUCUUAAAUCAAAAUAUAACGAAUUUAAAGAAAAUUACAGGAGUACAAGAAUAAAAAUUAAAAGUAUAGCAUAUGAAAUAUUAGAAAUUAAAUUUAUUAUGAAAAUUGUAUUUACUUAUCCUAUUUCAACAGUUUCACAUGAUAAGAACCUAAUGAAACCGUAUAAUGUUGCAAGCCUAAACGUUUGGAUUAAAUAAACCAUAUAACAUGAAAAUUGUUUUUACUGUAUUAUUAUACUUGAAUUUUAAGAUAGUAAUACUUUAUUUUAUUAAAUGCCAUUCAUUUUAGUUUUUGCGAAUGCAGAAUUAUAAAAAUACAAAU